GUUUAUGCGCGCAGUGAGGUGCGACUUUUGACCUUUGAACUUCUACAUUACUACUCUCAGCCAAUGGACGCUGAGCAUACGCACUGAAAUGCUCUGACAAAGACUCGUGGAGUUAAAAUAUAAAAAUCAGGAAGUGGGCGAUUCAGAGUGUUUGUUUUGCGAGGUGAGUCGAAUGUUAAUUCAGCGCCACUUUUAGCAGACGGCAGUAUUAUUGGAGUCGAGUUGGCCUUGAUCAAUGUCAGUAUCUUCGAGCAGACGACACAGGUUUGAAAGAAACUCGUGUUCGUCUUUCAGCAGAUAGAUUUGAAAGACACACAAACGAGUGUCCAUCUCUUAACAGACAAUUUUGGAAGACACAAAUAAUGCUGUUUUCUCUGUCACUACGUUUGGUUUUCCUCAUCGCGAUUGUCUUGAUCAGUGUGUCUGUCGGAACCAGUGUCACCGUGGAGGACGUCCUUCAGUGUUCUGUAGAUGACAUAUGUUGCACUAACAUGAGAGAGGACAGAUUGCCGAACCUCAUCUUGAAUUACGACUGCAGUCAGCCUGACAACGUCACCCUUCUCCUACCACCCGGCACCAACAAAACAUCCCCAUUCCGACUCUUCUUCUCAAACCUGUGCAUCACACGUCUCCCUGAGGAUAUAUGUGAUUAUCCCAACAUUGCAAGUAUACUUGCGGUGACCGGUAAAAUCGAAACAAUUCCCAGCCUUAGCUGUCUGAAGAAUUUGAUAGCUCUGGUACUUGUCAACCAGGAAGUUAAAUCUGUUGAGACGGGUGUGUUCGUUGGUUUGGAAAGGUUGAGAUACAUCGACCUUGCUUAUAACAAAAUACAUACUAUUGAGCCAGGAGUGUUCAGUGAAGACUUACAUGGAUUGAUGAGGGUUCAUCUUGACUACAACGAGCUGACAGCGUCUGAGGCCUGGCCGAUAAGGAUUACCCAUCAAUUCUGUGUUUUCGGCCUAAGUCACAAUAACAUAUCCCAUUUUUCAAACGAAGAAAACUGGUUAGUGGAUGAAUCCAAACACUAUGGACCCGGUAUGGUAGGCUUUUCUCACAAUUUGUUUACGACAUUGGUUUUAGAGGAAUUGGAGAUCUAUGGAAUUCGUAAACGGAAAAUUAGUGGGACAUUUGAUAAUUGGGGGUUUGACUUCAGACAUAAUAAGUGGAUCUGUGAUUGCAAUUUUCAUGAAUUUCUCCACCUGUCAUCAAAUUUAUAUAUGGUAAUAUGGAGGAACUACUUAAAUGUUCUCUGCGACAGUCCAGCUCAUCUGAAAGGAAAGCAAGUGCUACGUCUGCCACUGGAUGCGUUUGUGUGUAAUGUCACGGACAAAUGUCCUCAAGAAUGUUUAUGUCAGGAUCAGCCAGCAAAAAAACAGAUGUUGGUUGACUGCCGUGGUAGAAACUUGACACGUUUACCGUCCAUGGUUCCCGACGGUAAUUUAAAACUGCUUUUUGGCGAUAAUUCCAUUACCUUCUUGGAAGCAGUAGGUUAUUUGCAAAGAACAAAAUAUCUUGACGUAUCUAGAAAUAAUAUUAAAAUUAUUGCACCUUCAGCAAUUGACCUUUUGCAAAAUGGGGUUGCAUUUCUGGGCCUAUCGGACAAUCGUCUUGAGUUUUUACCGAAAAAAAUCCAGAACAUCCAUUAUUCUAAACUAGACAUCAACAGAAACCCAUUUGUGUGCAGCUGUUCCUCCACUUGGAUGUCACUGUGGCUCAGAUACCAACCUCGGAACUACAACGUCACCGACAUCACUUGCUUGAUGCCAGCGGGCAAUACGGUACAGCUUGUACGAGCGGACCAAAGGUUACUUAACUGUCAGAUUCGCAGUCCUUUUCCUAAGAUAUUCAGCGCCCUGUUGGGAACAUUUGCAGUCAUAUUUGUGCUUUUGGUGGUCCUUGUUGUGGUGUUUCGGUAUGAAUUGAUGCACCUUCUUCAUACGGGUGCAAAAAAGCUGAAGCGAACUAGCGAUGAGGACUCGGAGUACGAUUUGUUUGUGUCGGUGGAUGGAGAGAGUGAGUCUGACCGAGUCUGGUCCAAGAAACUGCUUAAUGAACUGGAGCAGAAUCACAACCUCAGACUGUACUUCCCGCCCCGGGACAUGGACCCGGGGACAGUGAUCACUGAUGAAGUUAUCAAGACGCUCCAGAGAAGCCGCGCAGCUGUCAUUGUGCUGUCUAGUAGCUAUGUGGACAAUCCCUCCAAGAUGUUCGAGUUCACGGAGACCUACAAUAUCAUGGUCAAACAGCGUCGCGGCCGUGUGAUUGUCGCCAGGCUCGACAACGUCACCACUGCCACCAAUGGCUAUCUGAACGCUUUUCUAAGACUCAAGAAGUAUAUAGAUGCUGACAACUGCGACUUGUUCGAAAAGAUCGUGCAUGAGGUUCAGGAGGAGAAAUCUCAAAAUUCUCGAUCUCGAUCUGUGAGCCAAGUUGAAAUAAUGGCUUAAAAGUAGUGCCUGUCUUGUGAUACAAACUUGAGUUUCAUCAAUACAUCAAUGCCGGUUAUAGUGAUUCCUAUUGAUGUAGGUAAUGGUUCAGUUGCACUCAACCAAUAAACUACAUCAUGUUUCUAAGAACUAUGUGCCAUUUGUGUUUGGUCUAAUACAUACUAUACGUAAAAUAUACAUUCUUAAGUCCAUUCCGUGAAUCAGCGAAGAUUCCAGAGCAGAAUAAGCCCAAAUAUCCAUGUUCCUCGCAAGAGACGAUUAAGAUAUUGACCUGUGACUUCUGACUGGUUUCUUGGCUGCCAUCGAACCGACGCCUUUGUAUGAUCCAGGCUUCAAUACUUACAGGUCAUCGUUAUGAGGAUUCAAUAUUAUUGGCCUAAGGCUUCAGUACUUACAGGUAAUCGUGAUGAAGAUUCAAUAUUAUUGGCCUAAAGCUUCAGUUCUUACAGGUCAUUGUGAUGAAGAUUCAAUAUUAUUGGCCUAGAGCUUCAAUACUUACAGGUCAUUGGGAUGAAGCUUCAAUGUUAUUGACUUUAGGCUUCAAUAACUGUUUUAAUUGUUAUACAUACAUGUAGGGACACUGCUUGGCGUUAAGCGGCUAUUAAUUAUACCCUGUCGGGCUUUGAAUAGUAAUGUUGUUCCCAUUUCUUGCCAUAAUAAUUUCAUCUUUGUACUCAGUAUUCUGUAUAUUCUGUUUUAAAGGUAUGUACUCCUUGUCAGAUUAUGUGUAUAACCAAUGAGAGAUUUUACUGUGUUGCAAUAUAAAAGACAUUGACUAAAGUAUUUAACCGGAGGACUCAUUACACUUUCCACGUGGAUGUGGUAAACUCGUCCAAGGCACUGGUGGUGUAAGGUGCCGCAUGUCGCUGUGUGGAGAUACGUACCCUCACCCCACAUGAUCCAUUAAAUUAAUCGAGUGCUCGAAUUCCGCACGUAAACGUUGAUCUGUCAAACCACAGCCAUGUUCGCUGUACCAUCAUUCAGUAGACCCACGGGAUAAAACUGAAAGUCGUAACGCAGCAGUGUUACGUCAAUUCGUUUGUCCAAGUCUACAUUAUUUGUUUGUUUGUUUAACGCCGCAGUCAACAAUAAUCCAGCAAUAUGACGGCGGUCUGUAAAUAAUCGAGUCUGAACCAGAAAAUCCAGUGAUUGGGAUAGGAUGGUAUGCAUCAGCAGGCCGGACUACUCGAUCCAGUUAGUCGCCACUUACGACAAGCAUAGGUUGCUGAAGACCUAUAUCCUAACCCGGAUCUUCACGGGGCCCAAGUCUACUUGAUGUUAGGAUGCACCGAGGCCCAUAUCCCUGUCAGAGGCAUUGGAAUUUUCUAGAAUUUUGUAAGAGAUAUUUCUUUUCAUAUGUCAUGUUCAUUAUACAAUUGUUACAUGCUAUUCUUGCCCCAAUGUAGCUAGACGGGGGCCAUGCUGCAUGGCCUGAUGCAUAUAUAUUGUCUAUGGAAUUAUGAAAGACUUUCAGGCGAUGUUAAGUGUUUUUGUACGCGUCGAUAAAUAAAAUCAUUAAUAA
This is a messenger RNA of Haliotis rufescens (red abalone), 3969 nucleotides long. Its product is annotated as protein toll-like. Gene Ontology annotation, molecular function: protein binding. Gene Ontology annotation, cellular component: plasma membrane. The transcript has a single exon. Bases 363 to 2447 code for a protein of 694 amino acids. NCBI's taxonomy places the organism in Eukaryota, Metazoa, Mollusca, Gastropoda, Lepetellida, Haliotidae. Gene Ontology annotation, biological process: signal transduction. The record is from RefSeq and is a predicted model, not a curated record.